AUGUGUGUUUGUCAUGAACAAAGUCCAUAUCGUUCACAUGAAAAAUGGGCUCUUCAGAAGGCCUUAGUUUAUGCUGCACACAUGUUCAUCGGCAAAUCAAGUACGGUUAAUAAUUGGGCUGCAAGUUUAACAUCAAAUAAUUCAACAUUAUCAAUUGGUCGAAGAAAAAAAAUGAUUACAUAUGCUAUAUAUGAUUGUUUUUUAACAACGUAUCUUAUUAGACCAGUUUUAGAAAAUUGGACAUUCAAACAGUUAAAAAAUACAAAUAUUACUGAAUUAUUUACGUCAUUUAAAUCAUCACCACUUCCAGCAAAUAAUUCAUCAAAUAAAAAAAUUUAA
Molecule: messenger RNA, 339 nt
Organism: Rotaria sp. Silwood1
Lineage: Eukaryota; Metazoa; Rotifera; Eurotatoria; Philodinida; Philodinidae
Source: the annotation of a GenBank genome assembly